UCCCGAUCAGGAAUAGUUUUUUUUUUGGUUUCCUAUAUUAAUAGAGGCUCCGCCGCCUUCCGGUUCCUAGGGAGAGAGAGAGCGGGCGAGCGAUCGAUAGAGGGGGAGAAAGCGAGAGAGAACGAAGAGAUGAGGCUUUUGACUCACAACAUGCUAUCGUGCAACAUAAAGGGGGUGAGCAACGGAUUCCCCCUUCGACUGGAGGCGGAGAAGUGGGUGGAGAAGGAGGUGGAGCUCAACGCCGACUUCCUCCGCGGCAUCUUCCCCAAGAUCGAGUGGAAGGCCCUCGCCGGCGCCGCCCGUGCCAUCGGCUACGACCAGCUUCCCGACGAGGCCGAUGCCUCCAUGCUCGACUCCGACGAUUUCCUCCGCCGCUUCCACCACGCGCUGCUCGAGCUCCAUGUCGAGGAGGGCGCCCUAGUCUGCCCCGAGACCGGCCGCCGCUUCCCCAUCAACAAGGGCAUCCCCAACAUGCUCCUCCACGAGGACGAGGUCUGAUGAUAAUCUUGCGCCGCUGGAUUAGGGUUAGGGUUUUAGAUUGCUAUCUUGUGAGAGGGAAAUUGGGUUGAAGUUCUGAUUUUUGGGUCAUAUCGCUAUGCAACGAAUCUUUGGUGAAACGUAUUAAAAGUUUAAAGGAAAUCAAAUCUGGUUUUGUUGUCCAAAUUUGAUUGGGUGUAAUACAUAUCUUUGACAUCUUAUGCUAUGUAUCUUUAAUUUCUUGGAGAGUGUGGUGGUCUAUUAACAAAAGGAGGAGAAGAGAAAACCCUAGCAGAAAAACCCUGCAUUAUUA
Elaeis guineensis (African oil palm) is the source of this 790-nucleotide messenger RNA. Its product is annotated as multifunctional methyltransferase subunit TRM112 homolog A. The record is from RefSeq and is a predicted model, not a curated record. Gene Ontology annotation, biological process: tRNA methylation; peptidyl-glutamine methylation; rRNA (guanine-N7)-methylation. Gene Ontology annotation, molecular function: protein heterodimerization activity. NCBI's taxonomy places the organism in Eukaryota, Viridiplantae, Streptophyta, Magnoliopsida, Arecales, Arecaceae.